GUCAUAGGCGGGCGCCGGUAGUGCAAGAGACGGCGGCGGCAGCACGUGGGCUCCGAUUUGGAAACUUUCUGGCUGGGUAAUGGAUACGCCGGUAAGGCGCAGCCGGAGGCUGGGAGGACUAAAGCCUGAAUCCCCAGCGAGCCCCUCCUCAGUUUUGCGGGCGCGACGGGCCCUUGUGGAGUUCGAGUCAAACCCAGAGGAAACGAAGGAGCCCGGGUCCCCUCGGAGUCCUCCCAGACAGCCGGGCCUGGGAUCCCCUCAACGUCAGCAAGAGACAAGCCCGGGAUCACUCAGUCUCCGACAGGAUGUAGAACUAGGGUCUCCUCAAAGGCUGCCAGAGCCAGGCCCAGGGUCCCCCCACUGUCAGCAAGACCCAGGCCUGGAGUCACCUCGAAGACAGCCGGAGUCGAGCCCUAAAUCCCCCCUACGUCAGCCGAAGCCAUGUGAGGAGUCAAAGUUCUCCCAGUGCCAGGGAGAACUGGACCCGGAGUUAUCCAAGAGUAAGGAGGAGCCGGGCCCGGGGUCCCCCCAACGUCAGCCAGAGCCUGGGGCGGACGCACCAACACCCUUCCGGAGCCAGACUGGACCCGACUUGGAGUUGGCCCAGAGUAAGGAGGAGCAGGCCCCUGAAUCUCCCCGACAUCACCUGCAGCCGGGCCUAGGAUCACCAGAGCCGUUCCGCGGCCAGCAAGCGACUGGUCCGGAGCCCUCGCAGCCACUACAGGAGCUGACACCUCAGUCACCCGGCUCCCCCCGGGGUCCGCAUGAUCCCAGUAAGCCGACCCUGGCUGGGGAGACGGUGCCAGGCGGCGUCGGGGCAAAGAAGCGAAGAGGUUCUUCAGCCCAGGCCCCAGCGUCCAAAAUGCUGAAGAAGGAGGUGGAGGAGGUUCCGAUGAUGAUCCCGAAGGGGAAGCCCAAGUCAGGGCGGGUGUGGAAGGAUCGCUCCAAGAAGAGGUUCUCCCAGAUGGUUCAGGACAAGCCUCUGCGUACAUCCUGGCAGCGGAAGAUGAAGGAGCGGCAGGAGAGGAAGCUGGCUAAGGACUUUGCCCGGCACCUGGAGGAGGAGAAGGAGAGGCGCCGGCAGGAGAAAAAGCAGCGCCGGGCCGAGAACCUGAGGCGCCGCCUGGAGAAUGAGCGGAGGGCAGAGGUUGUCCAAGUGAUCCGAAACCCCGCCAAGCUCAAGCGGGCAAAGAAGAAGCAGCUACGCACCAUUGAGAAGCGGGACACCCUGGUCCUGCUGCAGAAGCAGCCACCCCAGCGGGCAGCAGCCAAGAACUGACCACAGAACAGCCUGAGACCUUCCGUGGCCACCCACCGUGUGAGAUACAGCCCCCGCCUCAGGCCACUGGUCAGACACCUCUGCUGAGCCUGGCACAGCAACUCUGCAGCUCCAAAAUAGGCACCCCACCCCAGAUGGGGCUCCUGAGCCUUUGGGGCCUUGUGGACAGGUUUUAGGGGGAUAGAGGCCCAGAAAGGGCCUGGUAGAGACUGAUGGGGGAAAGAGGUUCAGCUCCCCGUCUUCCUUCUGGUCCUUCUCCAAUGUCUUCAAACCAAGAACAGUGAAUUCUCCUGGCUUAUCACCAAGGUGGUGACCAAGGGUGACUCCCCCAAAUGUGUUUGUCCUAUUCCUCCCGCCCCAGCUUCCCAAGGGCUGCUUUGGGUACCUCUGCAUCCCACUGACCCUGUCAGCCAGCAAGCUCAACACCUCCCCCCUGUCACCUUCAACACUGAAAGUUUAAAAUGGGGAGACUGCAGGGAGCAGGGUUUCACUGUAGGACCUUCUUUCCUGUGUCAGGGUCCACAGCAGCCCCCCAGAUCCGAUUAACUCAUGCCUGUCCAUCUACAACAAAAUUACCGAUUGCCCACUGUGAGCAGGCAGAAUUCUAGAUACGGGGAGUCGGACAAAAGUCCCCACCCUCAAGGCGCUUUCAUUCUGACAGAGGAAAACAGAUAAUAAACGAGGAAAGUAUGUCGUA
Molecule: messenger RNA, 1976 nt
Organism: Loxodonta africana (African savanna elephant)
Lineage: Eukaryota; Metazoa; Chordata; Mammalia; Proboscidea; Elephantidae
Gene: CCDC86
Product: coiled-coil domain containing 86
Exons: 4
Coding region: 80-1279 (399 amino acids)
Cellular component (GO): nucleolus
Source: RefSeq, a predicted model, not a curated record